Messenger RNA from Trichoplusia ni (cabbage looper), 1798 nucleotides. Its product is annotated as 3-oxoacyl-[acyl-carrier-protein] reductase FabG-like. The record is from RefSeq and is a predicted model, not a curated record. Bases 215 to 979 code for a protein of 254 amino acids. Lineage: Eukaryota; Metazoa; Arthropoda; Insecta; Lepidoptera; Noctuidae. The transcript is spliced from 2 exons. Gene Ontology annotation, molecular function: oxidoreductase activity.
AUACAUGAUGAUUAAAAAUGUUUGCGUGCGUUUAAUGAUUUAACUAAAAUCAUUAGUAGUAGUUUGAGGAGAAGUCUUCAAACACAAAAGGUCUUAUCUCCGUAGCUUAAGCAUCUAAUUAACGUCCGCGCACAACACGUUUUUGAGCGUUGUGUUGUUUAAAACCGGGUCAUAAAAUGAAAGCUAGUCAGUUGGUAUCGCGGCGUGGGUGACGAUGGACUUCAACAACAAAGUUAUCGUGAUCACCGGCGCGAGUUCCGGCAUUGGCGCAGCUGCCGCCCUAUUGUACGCCAAGCAGUCUGCCAAAGUUGUCUUAGUUGGGAGAAAUGAAGAAUCUUUGAACAAAGUUGCGAAACAAUGUGAAGAUACAAAAGGAUUUAAACCUCUAGUUAUCAAGGCGGAGUUGGCUAACGACAAUGAUGUACAAAGUAUUGUCUCAAAGACAAUCGAAGAAUUUGGCCAUAUCGAUGUCCUGGUGAACAACGCUGGAGUUGGGACCCGAGGCAGUAUUUUCGACGGUGUGGAGUUACUUGACCGAGCCAUCGCAACUAAUUUGCGUGCAGUGUACCAUCUGACAAGUUUAGCAGCACCACAUCUCAUCAAAACAAAGGGGAACAUUGUCAAUGUUUCAAGCGUGGCAGCUUUACGGCCGAUCAAGGACGUGGAUUACUUGCCAUACUGUGUUUCAAAAGCGGCUCUCGACCAAUUUACGAGAUGUGUUGCUUUGGAGCUGGGACGGCACGGCGUGCGAGUGAACUCUGUCAACCCGGGCGGUACCCGGACUCCAUUUGCCGAAACAGCUGGAUUUUCUAAACAAGAAGUUUCCGAGUUAUACAAAAACCGUAACGAGUCCUAUCCGCUUGGCAAAAUGGCGGAAAGUGAGGAGGUCGCUGACCUGAUUCUUUAUCUAUCGAGCGAUCGCGCGCGCAGUAUCACGGGUAGUAUUUACGUUAUAGAUAACGGCGAAAUAUUGGUGUGAUGUUAUUUAUUAUGCACAAGUUCCAAGCUAAUAUUUAUUUAAAAUUGGCCGUGUUUGCCUUCAUUGUUGUGUAAACAGGCGUAGCUUCAUAGUAGUAGCUGGUACGUGUGUGAAAAUACAUUACUACGUCGUAUACGGGAUGUGACAUCACAAGUAAAUAAAAACGGUCUUCUAAGGCUUACACACGACAAACUAUUUCCUGAUUUUAUUUUACUUACUACAAAAAUAAACUAACCUUUGUAAGCAGGCCAUAUACUACGGCGAACAAGAACGUAGUACGUGUAAGAAAGGAUAUAGGGGCUAAAGCUAACAUAAACAGUGAAGCAGAAUGUGUGCGACGCAAAGCAAAACUUAUGGUCAACGCAAAUGAGGACUUUGGAAUUGAUACACAGAGGAUGUGGGAACAUUAAACUGAUGAACGAGCUAAGUUAAAGGUAGUAUAAAUGGUCCUUAGCCAGCUAGGAAUGGUAGGUUUAUCAUUGUAGACGGUAAUGUACAGCAGGCAUAUUGUUUACUUAACUGUGUUGUGCCUAAACAUUACCUAUUGUCCCUGGUGUUUAUAUCCUCGUAAAAUUGCUGAGAUAUUCUGCGGGACUGAGCAAUCGUAUUUAUGAACUAUAAUUUUUGGUUAUUGUUUUAGUUGUAGAGUAAGUUGUGUUAUCUGUGUCGUGCCAUUCUAAGGGCGUUGUUGUAAAGUUAGUGUUAUAAUUUUGGUAGACAAUGGAAAGAGAUAAGAAAUAACAACGAUAUUCAUAAAAUGCUAUAAAUAAGAACAAUGUUAACUAUGAAUUAUGUUUCGAAUAAAUGAAAAUGGAACAA